This is a messenger RNA of Papaver somniferum (opium poppy), 2998 nucleotides long. RefSeq names its product potassium transporter 1-like. Gene Ontology annotation, biological process: potassium ion transmembrane transport. Bases 298 to 2571 code for a protein of 757 amino acids. Lineage: Eukaryota; Viridiplantae; Streptophyta; Magnoliopsida; Ranunculales; Papaveraceae. The transcript is spliced from 9 exons. The record is from RefSeq and is a predicted model, not a curated record. Gene Ontology annotation, cellular component: membrane. Gene Ontology annotation, molecular function: potassium ion transmembrane transporter activity.
AUGCAUUUGAUAAGCUUCUUCUCUGUAAAUCACCCACACACACUUUUCCUGCUCACGACUUACUUAACUACUACUCAGUUACUACCCACUUCCUCCAAUAUUCUCUCUGAACAAACAAUCUUUAAAAAUGAAACCCAUAAAUAAUAAACAAUACUCUCUCUGGUAGACUAAAGAACCCUGAAAAACUUCAUUCUCUCUUUAAAGUUUUUGUACAUUUCUUCAUCUUCUUCUUCUUUGCUGAUUUAAAUCUUCCAGCAGCCAUGAAUGCAAGAGCUGCUUCUGUAGAAACUGUAGAAAAUGGGUCUUUUGAACAGAUUUGGUGUCUUGAACCAGAAAUUGAAGAGGGUUCCAAUCAAAACGGUGCUCACGCUCGCUUACCAGAGUCUCGGAGUGGUUUAUGGUGAUCUCAGUACAUCUCCUCUCUAUGUGUACAAAACCACCUUCUCUGGGAAAUUGAGCCUACAUGAGAAUGAUGAGGAGGUUUAUGGAGUACUAUCAUUUAUUUUUUGGACCUUAACUCUCAUACCUCUUUUCAAGUACAUAUUCUUUGUGCUGUCGGCCGAUGACAACGGUGAAGGUGGUACCUUCGCGCUGUACUCCCUCCUCUGCAGACAUGGGAGACUUGGGAUUCUACCCAACCACCAAGAAGCAGAUGAGAGAUUGGCAUCAUAUGGGAUGGAUGGUUCAGCUGACACAUGGCAGAGCGCUAUGCUGAAAUCAUUCUUUGCAAAGCAUCCAAAGUUCCGUAAUGUACUCUUGAUCUUUGUACUUUUGGGGACCUGUAUGGCAAUUGGUGAUGGUGUACUUACACCAGCAAUCUCAGUUCUUUCGGCUGUUUCAGGAAUUUCAGUUAAAACGACAAAACUUCACGAGAAUUACAUUGUGGUGAUCUCUUGUGUGAUUUUAGUGGUUCUUUUCUCCCUUCAGCAUCAUGGAACACACAGAGUUUCUUUUAUAUUUGCACCCAUUGUUACUGCAUGGCUUCUAUGUAUCAGUGGUAUUGGCAUAUAUAAUAUUUACCGGUGGAACCCAAAAAUAUACCAUGCACUUUCUCCAGUUUACAUGUUUAAAUUCCUCAGAACCACUGGAAUUGAAGGCUGGGUGUCGCUAGGGGGAGUUGUUCUCUCUAUUACAGGUUCCGAGACCAUGUUUGCUGAUUUAGGACAUUUUUCCCCUCUAUCCGUCAAGGUUGCUUUCUCAUUUCUAGUGUAUCCCUGCUUGGUUCUUGCUUAUAUGGGGGAAGCCGCAUUUCUUUCCAGAAACCAUGAUGAUAUACAGAGAAGUUUCUAUAAAGCAAUACCAGAGCCAGUGUUUUGGCCAGUCUUCAUAGUGGCCACGUUUGCAGCUAUAGUGGGAAGUCAGGCUGUUAUAUCUGCUACUUUCUCCAUGGUUAGCCAGUGCUGUGCACUAAAUUGCUUUCCUCGGGUGAAGAUUGUUCAUACUUCAAGUACGAUACACGGGCAGAUAUAUAUUCCAGAGAUCAACUGGAUUCUGAUGUGCCUGUGUUUAGCGGUCACUAUUGGAUUAAGGGACACAAACAUGAUGGGUCAUGCUUAUGGCCUCGCUGUGACGACUGUGAUGUUUGUGACUACUUGCUUGAUGUGUUUGGUUAUAAUAAUCGUAUGGAAGCAACGGAUAACCACUGCUAUCGCGUUUCUGAUAUUGUUCGGUUCAAUUGAGCUCUUAUACAUCUCAUCAUGCAUCAUUAAGGUCCCAGAAGGUGGGUGGAUCCCACUCUCUCUGUCUUUCGUCUGUAUGGGAAUAAUGUAUGUUUGGAACUAUGGAACAUUGAAGAAACACCAAUUCGACAUGGAGAACAAGGUUUCAAUGAAAAGAAUCGUGGCUUUAGGACCUAGCCUAGGCAUGGUUCGAGUCCCAGGCAUUGGACUUGUUUACACCGAUCUGGCAACUGGGGUACCGGCCGUUUUCGGACAUUUUGUGACAAAUUUGCCAGCUUUCCAUCAGGUGUUAGUAUUUGUGUGUGUUAAAUCGGUACAAGUUCCAUAUGUUAGUGAAAGGGAACGUUUUGUUGUAGACAGGGUAGGCACAAAAGAGCAUGGCAUGUUCCGGUGUAUUGUCAGGUAUGGGUACAAAGAUUUACAACAAGAGAACUAUGAUUUCGAAAAUAGGCUAGUAUCUGUUAUAAUACAGUUUGUUGAGAUGGAAGAUGAACAAUGUACGUCCGCUCCAAUAGGAAAAUCAUGUAUCAACAAUGCAAUCUCCAAUAUUGAUUCCUGCGAUGUUUCAAAGCUCAUGUUAUCUCAUCAAAACCGCGAAGAGAAUAUGGUGCAGUCUUUAUCCGAUAUUCAAGUGGUCAGACCCGAAGAUGAUCUUUCAGAGAAUCGUUUCUUCAAGGAGGAAUCACUGCAGAUAAUGAGAGCUAAGGAAUCUGGAGUGGCUUAUAUCCUUGGGCAUUCUUAUGCAAAGGCAAAGAAAUCAUCAUCAUUUUUCAAGAGAUUUUCCAUCAAUUUUGUCUUUGCUUUCCUGAGCAAGAAUUGCAGGGGACCAGAUGUUGUUCUAAAUGUGCCUUAUACAUCUCUACUUGAAGUUGGCAUGAUCUAUUACGUGUAAAAACCUUUUGCUCAAUCCUACUCCACAUCAAGGUCUCUGCUAUACAUUUUCUCGUCAGAAGAAGUGACGACUUACUAUCCUCAAUAAUGAUGGCGAGAUUUCUCAGAAUCAUAAAUGCAUUUUUAAGUUUCGCCAUUCACAAGGAAGCUCUAAUUCAUAGCAUGAACAGUUGACAGUUGAAUAUCUUAGAUAAUACUACUUCCUUUGAUGGUACAAAGCAACAUGUAAAAAUACUCUUUAGAGGAUCAAAGUUUACUAGUGUUAUAGUGGUGAGUAAUUUAAGCUUUGAAUAUAGUGUAUAGCUAGCCUUGUAAAUAAUGGGAAGAAGCACCAUGAACAUCAAGGGGUUCCAAUCCGUUAACAGUUUAUACAUCGACACCUUCUUCUUUUUUCAUUGCAAAAUGAUAUUUCCAUGUCAUUUGAGAUC